AAGUAAUUAAAAAACGCCUUUGUGAUUCCCCACCCAUCGCUCCACUAUCAAAUAUCGUUAACCCUCUCAUUAACACCACUCUUAGGGAUUUAAAAAUAAAAAUAAAAAAAAAGAUCCCUAAACCGAACCCUUCAGACUCAAUGCUCUCAUUUCCUCUCAAAGGAGCUCUUACCGUCGCUCUUUCCCCGUCAACAACUACCUACCUAUCCAAUCUCCGGUGGUAGGUUGUCUACUAGUAACCUUAUUUUCCCUAUAUUUUGUUCCUCAUAAGAGUUUUUCCCCUAUUUUUUCCAAAUUAAUUAUCAGAUCUAUUCGGCAGCAACAUCCUUUGGAUUUUCAACUCUGCCAUCAGUGGUGCGUUUAUCUUGAACGAAUCAAGGACAUCAUCUUUCUGGUGGUGUUUUAUCAAUUGUGCAAAGUAAAUGAAACAAAGAAUUUUUCCCCAAACUUGAAGAAAUGGCACUGUCUUCUCAUUUCAAAUUUCACAUCAGUCCAAAGCACAAGGAGUUUAUUUGGGUGUUGUUGAACGAUAUGGGAGUUCAUGACCUUUGACCAAUUCACACGGGGAUUUUCUGUAUUUUACCCUUUUAGUAGCCAUUCCCCGAAAUAGAAUCCUUUGAUCAUCAAGACCUGAAGCAGCCGCUAAUCAACCAUGGCUGCUACCAUCCUAGCCGAUGAUGAUGAUGAUGACAUAAACCCCUUCACAUCCAUAAUGCUGCUCGCCCCUACAUGCCAACCACCAAAACCAGAAUCAGAAGAAGACCACCAGAAUCAGAGCCCAUUAUCAUCAUCCAAAGCUGGAAUAACUAGUCAACAACUUCUUGACCAAAAUAACUACUACCUCCACUCUGUCAACUCCCACCUACUCAUCAGACAACUCCCUUCUCAAGGCCUCUCUUUUCAGCUCUGGCCUGCUGCAACCACUCUCGUCACCCUCCUUGAUACCCACUCCUCUCAAUCCACCAUCCCCAACCCACUUUCCACCUUAUUUAAAGCCCAAGAAGACCGUCCCCUCAACAUCCUGGAGCUGGGCUCUGGCACCGGUCUUGUUGGGAUUGCAGCUGCUGCUCUUCUCUCUGCUAAUGUCACUGUCACAGACCUCCCUCAUGUGCUAUGCAAUCUGCAUUUCAAUGUGGAGGCUAACUCCAAACUUCUUCAAGUCAACCAAGGUGCAAAAGUUAACAUAGCGGGGCUUUCCUGGGGAGUGGAUGAAGACAUGAAAGCUGUUGGGAAGGAGUAUGAUUUGAUACUGGGGUCUGAUGUAGUGUAUCAUGAUCACCUCUACAAGCCCUUGAUUAAGACCCUGAGGUUCUUCUUGUUGGGGAAUGAUGACGGCAGCAAGAAGAAAAGGGUUGCCUUUGUGAUGGCUCAUUUAAAGAGGUGGAAGAAGGAGUCUGCAUUUUUCAAGAUGGCUAGGAAGCUUUUCGAUGUUGACAUUAUACAUUCUGAUCCUCCUUCCCAUGGCGCUAGAGUUGGAGUAGUAGUGUACCGAAUGGUGGGGAAAUGUUUUCUCAGCGUCAAUUCUGUCCCUAGCUAAAUAUUUGAGCGAGGAAUUGAAGAGAACAUUCUUGAAAUUUUGAGAAAAUCUAGAAGUUUGUCAUGCAUCAAAAACUUUCCAGGGAAGAUUUUAAUAUCUUUGUUAAUGUAUUUUACUAAAUUGCAAUCACCAGGGUUUGAGUUCA
Molecule: messenger RNA, 1682 nt
Organism: Coffea eugenioides
Lineage: Eukaryota; Viridiplantae; Streptophyta; Magnoliopsida; Gentianales; Rubiaceae
Product: protein-lysine methyltransferase METTL21E
Exons: 3
Coding region: 653-1537 (294 amino acids)
Source: RefSeq, a predicted model, not a curated record